GAUGUGAACCACAGAAACCCUAACCAGAUGAACGACAUGAACUCCGUCAUAUUUGAGAACCACACCAUUCCUUCUUUCUCUUUUGUCUCUACUCUUCCUUCCUCCCUCCUUCCAUGGCUUCCGUAGCAGCUACACAGUUUCUAUUACACAACGCUCUCUCACGAAGUCACCGAUCGACCAGAUUCUUCGGCCUCCAAAGCCCCACUUCUAGGGCUCUGGUUCUUCGAAUUCGUGCCUCUCAGACUUCAGAGGGGCCUCGCAGGAGCCAGAAAGCACCCCCUGGAGUUGACACAAGGAUCCAUUGGGACAACGAAGAUGAGGGUUGGCUCGGAGGCUCCACUAGUAAUAGUAAACAAUCCAAGCCAGAGGAUGUGCUGGGCCAAAAUUUUGCUGAUUUGAUUUCUGAUUUUUCUGGCUCUCAUUACGAAUUUUUAGGAGUCUCAGCAGAAGCUGAUAUAGAAGAGAUUAAAGCAGCUUACAGGAGAUUAUCAAAGGAAUACCACCCAGACACAACCUCACUCCCUCUGAAAACUGCCUCAGACAAAUUCAUGAAGUUGAGAGAAGUUUACAAUGUCCUGAGCAAUGAAGAGAGGCGGAAAUUUUAUGACUGGACGCUUCUCCAAGAGGCGGCGAGCCGGCAAUCGGAGAAGAUGAAGAUGAGAUUGGAGGAUCCUCGUGAGCAAGAGUUGAAGAGCUGGGAAUCUGUUCCAGACAUGGUUGAUAGGCUUGGAGGAAGGAACAUGAAGCUCAGUGAUCAAGCAGCGACUGCUCUCACUGUUGAUGUUUUCAUCAUUAUUUUUGCCAUUUGCUGCAUCAUUUAUGUAAUAUACUUCAAAGAACCAUAUUACUAGAUUGUUAAUAUCAAAAUUGGUUAACUAAAAUCUAUAAGUAGAAGCUGAAUAUAGCAUCUUAGCCCUGUAGACAAUAUUGUAUCACAAAUUCUUAUAUCAUAAAAUGUACAUUUGAUGCAGUAAAAGUUGAAUAUACAUGUAUAAGAUCCCAGUAUAGGAUUAAAA
Neltuma alba is the source of this 1016-nucleotide messenger RNA. RefSeq names its product NAD(P)H-quinone oxidoreductase subunit T, chloroplastic-like. The transcript is spliced from 2 exons. The coding region runs from base 114 to 851 and encodes 245 amino acids. NCBI's taxonomy places the organism in Eukaryota, Viridiplantae, Streptophyta, Magnoliopsida, Fabales, Fabaceae. The record is from RefSeq and is a predicted model, not a curated record.